This is a messenger RNA of Dimorphilus gyrociliatus, 1375 nucleotides long. NCBI's taxonomy places the organism in Eukaryota, Metazoa, Annelida, Polychaeta, Dinophilidae. The record is from the annotation of a GenBank genome assembly.
UAAAAAUCUUUUGUAAUAGUAUCGUAAUAGUUGAACGAAAAUAUUAAUCGUUUGGAUUUGUAAACAAAAGUAUAAUAUGAUUAAUUAUUCGAUUUGAUUGAAUUUUAAUUAGCCAUUUAUGAAUAUAGCAUAUUAAUGUAACCUAUAUUGAAAAAUGGCCGAGAAAGCCGUUUUUGACUGUCCAAUGUGCGAUUUUCGUGCGAAUUCUGCUUUCGAGCUUGAUGAACAUUUUUCAAAAGUUCAUGAUGAAAAUGCUGCAAGAGUUUGUAUAGUUUGCGGGUUAAGUUUUAUGAAUAAAAAAGAUCUAGAGUUUCAUACUAACGCUCAUUUUGAAAAUGAUCAAGCUGGAGCUGGUAAAUACUGCCCAAUAUGCAAUAAAAACUUAAGGAAUCACGAGGAUUUAGACAGUCAUGUAAAUAAUCAUUUCGAUGAAACCGAAUCAGAGAGUUCAAUAGAGAUAUAUAAAGAACCCGACGACAGGGAUAGAGGCGUCGGAGUAGCUCAUGUAGAAUUUAAAAAAAACUCUAAACAACCUUCGACAAGUCAUUCGCAGGAGGUCGCUUCGACAUCCUCCGGUCAAAGCCAAAGUACACUUUUUGACAAAGAGUCUGGAAAGAUUUAUUCAAAUAUUUUGAACAUUUUAAGAGAAUAUUUAACAGCUAUAAAAUCUGAUUUUAAACUUUGUUCAUCCUGCUACCUCUUCACAAAUGGACCAUUCGAUAGAGGUUGGUCAUGCGGUUAUAGAAAUUUACAAAUGUUGCUUUCAUCAAUGAUGAAUUCGAGAGAAUUUUCAAACUGCGAAAUUUUUUCUAAUCAAUUUCUUCAAGAGUUAACACCAAUUCGAAAAAUUCAAACUCUUAUCGAAAGAGCUUGGAGUUUAGGAUUUGAUACAAGAGGAGCUCAACAACUUUCUCAUAAGUUGGUUAAUACUAAAAAAUGGAUAGGAGCAACUGAAGUUGUGGCUCUACUGUCAUCUUUCCGAAUACAAUGCACGCUUAUAGAUGUUCACUGUAAGAGUAAAACGACUGGUACCCAUUCUCAUAUAUUUGAUUGGGUACAAAAUUACUUUAACAGCCCCGAUGCAAAAUUUCCGCUGUAUUUGCAACAUCAAGGACAUUCGAGAACGAUUGUAGGCAUUGAACAUGGUCAGAAUGGUCUCAAUCUUCUUAUUUUCGAUCCCAGCUGUUCGAAAGAGUUAUGUGGACGUUAUUGUCGUGGUGAAUGUAAUGAAAGUAUUACGUGGAAACUAUUUAGGAGAAGUUUAAAAACGUUCUUUAAAGAACAAUAUCAAAUUGUCGCAGUGAAGGGUAUUAUAAAAACUGAAGCUGAAUAUGAAAGAUCUAAAGUGCUUAAUUCAACAUUACUGCCAGCUUAA